Heterocephalus glaber (naked mole-rat) is the source of this 5438-nucleotide messenger RNA. It is a transcript of the gene Rtl6, whose product is annotated as retrotransposon Gag like 6. The record is from RefSeq and is a predicted model, not a curated record. Lineage: Eukaryota; Metazoa; Chordata; Mammalia; Rodentia; Bathyergidae.
GAUUGGCUGCUGAGGCAAGUAGGUCAUCCACGAUCCCUAGGAGGCGGGACCUGCGUCACUUCCGGGGCGGGGCUCCAGCUGCUGCUGCUCGCUCCACAGCGGGCGGUCUCCAUGGCAACCAGCGGGGCUCGCGCACGGCCCCUUGGUCCCCGCUGCCGUCGCCACCGCGUCGGCCCCGCCCGCACAAAGGCCGCGCGGUGACCGCUCUGCGCCACGACCCGGCCCCGCCCGGUACGGCGCCGCACCUGCCGGAGGCCGCCCGCCACCCUCGCCGCCGCGCUGACCAGGAAGCAGUUCCGGUGGGCGUCGCGGUGACUCAUCGGCCUGGUCGCGUCCCGGAGUGGGCCAUCGCGGUCGCGGCCGGCGCGGAAGGAGCCUUGGAGACCCCAGGUACGCCUGCCCGCUGCCCCGCACAAGCCCAGGUCCUGCAGGUGCCGCCAUCUUCGUUCUGCCCAGGUGGGCUCGGGGCUCUUUGCCGGCUGUGCACCCCGCACCCACUCUUCCGCAGUCGACACCAUUAAAAAAAAGAAAAAUCUUCAUCCUUUAGGGCCCACAGCCAGCUGGCCUCUCGCCCAACCUCCUGGUCCCCGGGAGGCCUCCCCAGAGUAGCAUCCGAAACCGGAACCAGGCCGCGACCCCGAGGCCCGCGCAGGGCCUGGCCCCCUCUCUGUCCUGCAUCCCGACCUGCUUGGACGUUACUGCCCAAGUCCGCCCUGCCCCAGCUCCCGGAGGCCCGCGAUUGAUUGUGGCGCCCGGCCCCCCCUGCGCCCACCCAUCGGCCUCCACGUGCAGCGGACCGCGGCCACAAUGGUGCAGCCGCAGACCUCUAAGGCCGAAAGCCCGGCCUCGGCCGCUGCCGCCGCCAAUGCCCAGAUGGACGACGUGAUCGACACGCUGACCUCGCUGCGCCUCACCAACUCCGCGCUGCGCCGCGAGGCCUCCACGCUGCGGGCUGAGAAGGCCAACCUCACCAACAUGCUGGAGAGCGUGAUGGCCGAGCUGACCCUGCUGCGCACCCGCGCGCGCAUCCCCGGGGCUCUGCAGAUCACGCCGCCCAUCUCUGCCAUCACCUCCAAUGGGACGCGCCCCAUGACCACGCCGCCCACCUCGCUGCCCGAGCCUUUCUCCGGAGACCCGGGCCAGCUGGCGGGGUUCCUGAUGCAGAUGGACAGGUUCAUGAUCUUCCAGGCCUCCCGCUUCCCAGGUGAGGCCGAGCGAGUGGCCUUCCUCGUGUCCCGCCUGACUGGGGAGGCCGAGAAGUGGGCCAUCCCUCACAUGCAGCCGGACAGCCCCUUGCGAAACGACUAUCAGGGCUUCCUGGCCGAGUUGCGGAGAACCUACAAGUCCCCGCUGAGGCACGCGCGGCGCGCCCAGAUCAGGAAGACUUCCGCCUCCAACAGGGCAGUGCGGGAGCGGCAGAUGCUGUGCCGCCAGCUGGCCGCUGCGGGCACUGGGCCCUGCCCAGUGCAUCCAGCCUCCAACGGGACCAGUCCAGCUCCGGCUCUGCCCACUCGGGCACGGAACCUUUAGGAGGCCGCCACCACCCUGGUAGCAUCUGCAGCCAUCUGGGUAGCAUAUGCUCUUUGCUGUGGAGAAGAAAUGACCAUACAAUAGCAUCGCCCUUUCAAAGCCGACCCUUCCUGUGCCUCCUGUUCCAUAGGUCUUCCUCCCGCCUUGCUUGGGCGCCCUGGUCACCUGCCUUGCUGUUCUUCCUUUGUCACAUGCUAGCUCUGUACCUGCAACUCAGUGCAUGCUCCCCUCUCCUUGCAACCUCAGCUACUCUAGAGAUGGCAACUCUGCUGCUCCAAUCCCACAGACUGCACAGCACACUCUGAGACCAUCUGGACUGCCACCCUUGACCUCCAGCCUGGAUACUCCUGCUGCACUUUCUGCAAGACCCUGGGAAGCUCCCUGCCUGGUUGCCCUGCUCCUGCCAAUGGGCUCUGGAUGGAAAGAACCGGCAUGGCCAAGCUGGUGGCUUGAUGUGGUUACCUGGAGAGGGGACCAGCCCUGCCAGGGUCUAGGGUAGCCAUCAGUGGCCAAGUGCUAUUCUAGCAUUGCCAGGGCAAGCUUCACUUUGUACCACCAUGCAGUCCAGCUGACUGCGGCAGGGAAGGGGAGGAUAUCUUCCAGAUGCGUCUCCAUUCAUCCCCAGCUUCAGCUGCCAGGGUUCUGGCGGCGCCAGGAAAUGGGGAAGCCACAUUCCUCUGCUCUAGAAGGCCCUUGUGGACCAGGGAUCCUGGGCAGUUCCAUUAGGUCACCACGAGCAGUGGAUUCGUGCACACCCAUUACCAAGAGCUGUGGCAUGCCGAGGGGUGGACACUAGUGGCUCUGUUGCUGCCCUGGGUCUCCGAUGGGGAGCUCACGAACUGCUAGUGUUCGGUCACCCCCUCUGCCAUGUCUCUUUGUGUCCUGACUUGAGACCCACUCCCUUUUCAUUCAGGUGCCAUGUGGCCUUCAUCUCAGCCUUUCAGCCACCCACGCCAUCUCCAGGUCUCCAAAGAUGCCAUGUGGCAUGCUCUCCCUGUACCCAGGCUGUUGGGUCUCACCUUUGUCAGAGAACAAAUAGACUUUCUCUUACUCUGGAGCCAGCUCCUCUGGGAAUACCUGAAACACUGAAGGCAGUGUCUGGGUGGCAUUUGUAAAGGCAAAGAGUUGUGAACUGCUUGGUCCUAAAGUGAUGAAGUUGCAGGACAUGUGUCCUGAUUCUGAGGGACACAGCUGUACCUCAAGGUGUAUGGCCUUGGCUUCCUCACAGAGACAACCAAGAAACCCCAUUCUGACCCAGACUUGGCCAGGCCCUUUGGACUGUGGCACUCCAGCCAUACUUCAUUGUCACAUAAACGGCACUGACGUGGCCACCUGGACUUGAGAGGAGCCAGGAUUCAUCUGCCCCUGACUGAGUAGUCCUGCCUUGGCUGCAGAAGGGCUACCUGUGCACCUGCCCAAAGCCGUCUUGUGUCUUGGGAUCCCAAGCUUGGGUCCCAGGACCCAUCCUCUCCAGAUAGUUUGAUGCUGCUGGGAAAGUGGCCAUGAUUCUAAAGCAACUACGGCCCUCCCAGGUCAAGGAGGUCCUGUGGUUGCUGGGGUCCACAGACACGGCCUCCUACUCAUCGUAAAUUCUGUUAGCCCAGUUGCCCUGCUGACCAGCUGCCUGGACACAGGCUUCAGGUUCUCCUGGACUCCGUCCAGGUCCUUCUGCUUGGACCGUGGUGCUCGUUAAUUGGGAGUGGAGAGAGGGGGCCCACUGGGGCUGCCGCUCCAGGUGGAGCUGCUGAUGGGUGGAGUGCUGGUCACUUCCUCCUGUGCCCAGUGCCCUUCUGUCCCAGCACUGUGUUGGCAGGGCUUGUGCCCGCUAGUGAAGGUGUCUCCAGACAAAGGGGGACAGUGGUACCUGGGGACAGAGGCCCUGCAGAGGGAAGAGCCCUGGAAGGGUUCUGUGUGGCCUGGCCCAGCAUGGAAGGGCACAUCUGCCAUCUUCCCAGUCCUGGGCCUGUGAGUGCUCCUGUGCCCGCGCCGGCACUGUGUCUGAGAGUCGGGCGGCUACGCACCCCGGGGCCAGAGUUGCAGGCAGGGCUGGCCACCCUCCCUUCUUGGUCCGCUGCUGGGCCUUUGGCUCCGGUGGUUGUGCCUGGUCCAGGUUGCUUCCGUUCGAGCUGCGUCUGGUUUGGUGACUGGUGUGUUUUGUCCCCUGGUGUUUCUGUUGGUGGGCCUGGGACACAAGCUGUCACGCAGGUGCCACCUUCUCGAUAGCUCCCCACAACUCUGGACCCGGAGCAGAUGAGAGAGGGCCAGGAAACCUGUGCUGGAGUUGCUGAGGGGCCGUCCUGCCUCCAGGGGAGGACAGCUCAGUCCCAGGCAGAGGAUGAGAGGCCCACGCAGCCCUGGAGGGAGACCUCAGUAAUGAAGGGGCCAAGCUGAAGACAGGUGGGAAGGGAGCUGCUGUGUACAUAUUGGGGUUAUAGUUUCUCCAUCUUCGGAGGACAGGUAGUGACUUCAAAAAGGCAGUGGAGUGAAUGCAUGUGAAGAGUUUCUGUGUCUCUUGGUGUCAUGGUCAUUGGGAUGACGUAACUGCUCUCUGGUCCACGUGGAACCCGUCUGGUAAGUAAGCUUCAUUGCAUUCCAGGUAUGUCUGACAAUUGCAUUUGGUAGGGGCAACACCCUGGCCUAGUGUGUAGCAUGACCUUGGGACUAACUUCAUGUCCUAAAGCAUUUAGGUGACUUCUAGGAACCAGCAGAAACUCGUGUCAUUGACCCCAGGUAAGUAGGUGAGAGGUAUGAAAAGUACCAUGCUGUGGUGAGACAGGACAGUCCUGACCCAUGCGUGCCUGCUGUCAUGGAGCUGCUCCCACCGCUGCGCAGGCCCACCCGGAAGUUCCGCUGUGGGCAUGGGAGCAGCUAGGGCUGGGCAGAAGGACACACUAGGGGCAGAGGGAAGAGACCCUUGCAGAGGCCUCUGUCUUGCAGUAUGAGCAGUGACACUUGGUCCCCUGCUUGGGACAUAUCACUGAGGGGCUUUGAAAGGAAGGCCCAGAAUGGUUGGAUCAAGGGGCAGAACUCCCGUGUUGGGGGUGGUGGGGACAGGGUGACCCAAGGUCACAGAGUGUCGAGGACCUCAAGUCUCAUGGCAGUCUCUCUUGGGGACUUCAUGUUAGAUUUGGUGGCAGCUGGCCUGGGUUAGAGGGAGAAAACCCAGCUCUUCACACGUACCCACUGAGAAACCCACCAGGUCUUUGCAUUCUCCAGGUAAACCUACUCAUUGUAGGAAUUUUGGGAAAUCAAGUAGAAGAAAGAGCAGAGUAAGAACGAACACUUUGGUGACUCUCCUUCCAGGCCCCACCCCAUGGUUUCUUUGCGUUUUCUGUAGUUAGGACACUUUGCCAUCUGUAACGAUGCCCUUUGCGCCGCUGUCUUCACUGACUGUCGCAGCUGCCCAGUAUCGGGACUGAUCAUGUUUUGCUGAACUCUUCCACCAAGCAAAGGGAUAGUGGUGCCAAGUAUUGAUCAGUGCUGUUGCUAAGUUUUCACUGUUCCCAGUCGAUGAAUAGCUCUGCAUAAGGUUUUUUCCCACUGUCAAGUUAUUUCCUUGGGAUAGCUUCCCAGAGGGGGCAUCAUUAAAGAGUACGAAGAUCUUUCAUGUUUUUAUUAUCUAGUGACAAAAUAAUUUCCAACAGUAUCCAUUUACAUUGCCACCAGCAAGGGGAAGUGGCCCAGCUUGCCAGUGUUGGGUAUUAUCGGGCUUGAUGUUUGCUCAUUUGAUAAAAACAACAAAGGCACUGUGGUUUAGUUUGCGCUUCCUUGAUUUCUAACUCAGUUGAGUAUCUUUUCACAUUCAGUGGUUGUAUUUCCUCUUUUGUGGAUUGUCAAUGUCCUUCGCUCUAUCUACUGAGGUCUGAUAAAUUUGUAUAAGCUCAUAUAUUAAAGAUACUAACAUGGUG